Molecule: messenger RNA, 2070 nt
Organism: Lentinula edodes (shiitake mushroom)
Lineage: Eukaryota; Fungi; Basidiomycota; Agaricomycetes; Agaricales; Omphalotaceae
Product: aminotransferase
Exons: 12
Coding region: 1-2070 (689 amino acids)
Biological process (GO): L-valine biosynthetic process; L-leucine biosynthetic process
Cellular component (GO): mitochondrion
Molecular function (GO): branched-chain-amino-acid:2-oxoglutarate transaminase activity
Source: RefSeq, a predicted model, not a curated record
AUGCCAAUCUCUCUUUUUGUUCUUGAUGACUACUUGAAUUCUAAUCAGAUCGGUCGUCCAUCUACGUCCAAUCUACAUCAUUCAUCUUCAUGGACCGAUGCCUCUUCCAGUCAUUCUGCUAGUACAACUUCGGAACCUUCCGAGCCUGUGUUACCCCUCAAACGUCGAUUCUACGAUAUGAACUCACCCAGUCAAGAAAAUGAUUAUUCUCCCGCAAGAACUCGCCCCAAGAAACGGCAACGUAUACUACACACUUCUGACGUCAACGAUCCCGACAACCACUUUGCUGAAUUCCCUACGGUGUUAAUUAGAAACUUGAAGCCGUUCGACAACUCCGUUAGCAAGAAUCAUUUCUUACCGAGUCAGAGUCAGGAUCCAAUUCACAAACGGGAUGCGUCUCAGCACUCAGCGUCCUCCGAUUUGUCUUGUUCUAGUCUACCUUCUCGCGCUUGUUUAUCCUCACCGUCUGUCACGAUUCAAUCGUUCCCUCGUAUAGACUUGAGGCGUACGCUCUCGUUGAACCGUGAUAGUCCUUUGAAACUCAAAAUCCUAACUCCACUUCUCAUUCGGCCUGGAAGAAAACUGACAACUGAUUGUGACGACUCAAGUGCAAGCGCCUUCACUUCGUUUUGGAACCAAAUUGCGAAAGAAAGUAUUCGAAGAGUCUCAUCUGGGACAAACGCGACCCAAAUCACACCCAUCUUAGUCUCUGCUCUUCCGGACAUGGCGACUACAAUUUCAACUACUUCGGGACCUGCUACUUCACCAGAAUCCUCAACAAUUUUCUUUCCGGGGAAACUUCACCUGGGAAAGAAACUCUAUCAUGCUGCUUUUUUAUAUGCUAUGUACCCUGCGCCGGUUUCUUCCAGCCGGGAAUGGAAUCGGGUUGAACUGGAUGGAAAGAUAUCCGAUUGUACUACAUACUUCUACUCUGCUCAAAUUGUCGUACUAUGUACUCCCGACCGCCUUCAGUAUAUUAAGACGGAGAAGCCGAGGACUCCUCCGCCAUCGAAAUCCCUUGUAUUUGGGCAUACUUUUACAGAUCAUAUGCUCACGAUCCCUUGGAGCUCCUUGGAAGGGUGGGGUGCUCCCAAAAUCGAGCCUUACGGUCCUCUUUCCCUUGAACCAAGCAGCACCGUAUUACACUAUGCUCAAACUAUCUUUGAGGGUAUGAAAGCCUAUCGCGACGAACAUGGAAACGUUACGCUUUUCCGGCCGGAUAUGAACAUGAAGCGUAUGAACACUAGUGCUGCUCGGGUUGCAUUACCAACGUUCGAUAGUGAUGCACUGUUACAACUGAUUAAGAAACUCAUCCAUUUCGAACGAGAUUGGAUUCCAAAAGAACCUGGGCACAGUCUAUAUAUUCGGCCUACUAUGAUUGGUACACAGAAAUUCAUUGGCAUUGCUCCACCUAGUGAAGCACUACUCUUUGUCAUUUGUAGUCCUGUAGGUCCCUACUAUCCCGAUGGCUUCAAACCUAUCGCUCUUUACGGAACAACGGAAUACAUUCGUGCUGCUCCUGGAGGUACCGGUGCUUAUAAGCUUGGUGUUAACUACGCCCCUGGAGUUAUGCCGCAGAAACAUGCCGCUCAACUAGGAUACACUCAGAAUCUGUGGCUUCAUGGACCCGAGCAUUAUCUUACAGAGGUGGGCACAAUGAAUUUGUUUGUUGUUCUUAAGAAGGGCGAUGCCAUUGAACUGGUCACACCACCACUCGACGGUAUGAUUCUGCCGGGUGUCACUCGAGAUUCCGUCCUAUCACUUGCCCGGAAUCAUGUCUCUGGUAACUACAAACUCCCCAACCUUCCUAACCUUAUCGUCUCCGAACGACCGAUCACAAUGAAGGAAAUCCAAGAGGCAGAAGCUUCCGGAAAUCUUGUUGAGCUGUUUGGAUCUGGUACGGCUGCUAUCAUCACCCCAGUGAAUAGGAUUGGGUAUCUUGGAAAGGACAUCCAUAUUCCGACUGGCGAGGAUGGGAUGGGACCUGUCUCAAGGCCAAUCUGGACAGAGCUAGUUGGUAGACAGAUGGGAAGUAUUCCAAGUGAAUGGAGCGUGCCCGUUACAGCGUAG